Molecule: messenger RNA, 3044 nt
Organism: Klebsormidium nitens
Lineage: Eukaryota; Viridiplantae; Streptophyta; Klebsormidiophyceae; Klebsormidiales; Klebsormidiaceae
Source: the annotation of a GenBank genome assembly
AUGCAUACUGACCAAUAUUUUUGUCCCGAACUUUUCUCAACUUCCGCGCUCGUCGGAGCUGAUCGUACAAUUACGUUUCAAAGAACAGGGAACAUCCCAAUUUCCAGUUCUUUUCAGCGUUGCGAUCAGAUUCUCUCCAUCAUGGCGCUGCAUUUGGGUGCUCGCACGCUGGGCCUGGGCAGGCUGGUUCAGCAGGUUCUCAGGCCUGCCAGCGUCGCCGCUUUUCAGGCAGAACCCGGUCAAUUGCUAGCGGAAUGCAACGUGACAGACAGCGUUUACGCAGAGGGCACUGGGUCGCAAUUGGAAGAGAGUUGCUUGCUCCUUUCUCUUCCCCCAUUGCAACGCUCUGGUGGUAAUGGUAGGGUGGCCAAUGCAGUGAAACCUUCUGUCCACUUUCGAACUUUGGGUACUGACGCGGCGGCAGCAGUAAGUGAGGCGGGUGGCCGGGAAAGCAACGAAGAGUUUGCAGAAGGGAAUGUUGAAGAAAGCGAUCAGACGGCAUUGCAGCAGGAGAAGGGUGAGCGGAAGGACAUUUCGUGGGAAGACGUUGAGCGGCCGCGAGAACGGACGCCACCGCAAAGUGAUCGGGGACAAAAACCGCGCCGGCCGUCGGCACGGUCCCGGCUCGAGAUGCGCGGGAAGCUCUUGAAUGCCCUCAGGCGGUGGGCCCCGGACGUGGACUUGGAUGCUCAGCUACCGGACGGGAAACUAAACGGAAAGGACAUUGACGUUCGCGCGCUGCGAGCAGUCAUCUUCCAGAUCGCAAAGGGGCCAGGGCGGGCUCGUAGGGUCACCAUCGAGGGGGAGGAGGCGGACGAAGGCCCGCAGUAUCGGUGCUCGCAAGAUGACGCGAGGCGGGCGUUGAAUGCGUUUGAGUGGUGGCUGCGACGGGAUACCGGGGCUAAGAAGGAUCCGCUGGAGGAUUUGUUGGAUCCGCUGCUGCAAGUGCUGGCGGCGGCGGGGAUGGGGGAUGAGAUCAUGGGCUUGUGGGAGAAGUACCGCUCUCUUGCCGCCAAAGGCAACGACAUGGUCGUCCAGCAGUUUCUCGGCGCGUGCCUCCACUCCAACAUGCCCGAGAAAAUCGUCCCGAUGUACGAGGAAGCCCAGGCGAACCGCUGGCCGAUGCGCAUGAAAGCUGCCGACAUGGUCGUGCGCGCGAUGCACGAGCUGCGGCGCCCGCGCGACGAGAUCCACGCGUUCUACAAGAGCUGGGUCGAGCAGACGGGGAACGAGCUGAAUCAACGGCCGGCGUUCGUCGCGCUUCUGGAGUCGGGUGUGACCGUGGAAGAGAUCCGGAGCAUGAAGUAUAAGGAGCCCUCGCGCGUCGCGAACCGGCUGAUACAGGCGCUCUCGACGAUCGGAAGAACGGAGGAGGCGCGGGUGAUCGUGCAGGAGAUUUUGGAGCCGGAGGGGGGACUCCAAGCGCUGGGGGUGCUAACAUUGGUUUCAAUGCUCAGGACGUUGAUCCACGCUGGGUUCAUCGCCGAAGCGCAGCAACUCGCGGACAGGCAAGAAGAACUAGGCGUGCGGCUCGACGGCGCGCUCGCGUACGUUCUGAAGACGACGGAGAAAGUGCAGACGGGGCUCGAGGCGUACCGCACGCUGCAGGCGAUCGAGGGGCCGCACAGGCGGAGCUUGUCGGUGCAAUCGAUGCUGAUCAAGAAUGUCUAUGCGAAGCUGAACCAAACGGAGCUCAUGUAUCAGGCGUACUUGGCUGGACGGGAGUUCGAGGGCGAAUUCCACGCGGGCAUCCUCUCUGACGUCAUCCAACGGCUGGCGUUGGCCAACCGGGUCGCCGAAGUGGAAGAGGUGCUGGCGGACUACUUCCGGGCGCGGCGAGAGUCGCAGGACGUCUCGGUCCUCCCCGAAAAAGCCUUUGAGGAGAUUGCCGAAAUGUAUCUACGAGACGCCCGGCCAGAAAAGCUCGUCGCGCUUGCAAAGGAGAUGGUCAACCAGAACCACUUCGUUGCCAGCGGCCUGAUGACGCACUGGGCCAAGCUGCUGAUUGCCGGCGACCUCAUAGCGGAGUCUCAGGAGGUGCUGGACGCCCGAGACGUGAUGAACGAACUGCGGGCAAAGUGGAUCGAGAAGAUGCGGAAAAAGGGGGUGUGGGUGAGUCGCCCGCGAAGAGAGACAGGGGAAGGGGAGAAAGUGGAAGCGGAAACGGAAACGGAAACGGAAGCGGAAGCUGAGAAGGGCGGCGAAAGAGCGGAGGAGGAAGAGGAUGGACAGAGCGUGCAAGUAGAGAAAAGAAGAUGACGUGUGUAGAGGGAAAGAGCUUGGGGUUUGUCCACGACCAGGAGUUUGAUACUGGUGCGCAGAAAGCAACAUCAAAGCGGACGUUAUUCGAAGGCGUUUGAAUUCGAGAGCUGAUCAAGGUGAGCUAAAUUCCAAGUAGAAGAAGAACUUAGUAACCAGGACAGGAUUGAGAGCUUAGUUGGGUAUUUCCCGCAUGUUUGGCAAGCUCACCUCGAGGAUCACGGUGAAAGGAUGAAAAUUUCAAUGCGGACCAUCCCAAUCAUCUUGGUAACCUUAAAGUGGGCGUCCGAUUUCAAAGGUCCGGAAAUGCACACUCCGUGCAUCUGAGUCUUUUUUUAACGGACCAGAUUGCAACUUCGACCAAUUUAGGGCCCCACCACCGUAGAUGGCCUUGGGGUGUCCAUGCAUGGCCUACGCCCACUUUAAUUGCUCUGCGCGAUCAGAUUGAAGCACCAGAACCCAGUAUCAUUUGUCCGUUUUGGUCGGCGGACCAUUGGCAUGCAUGAUUGUUUGAAGGAGCCGCUUACCGUCUUAUGAAGGUUGUACUUUCUUUGCAUAUGCUUCGACAACGUGAGCCCGAUCCGAAGUCCACCUUGGCACCUACAGUAACACGUGUGUGCGCGACGGUUAGCAAUCGUUGGAAAGUGCUCCUAGCUUCUAUCCGACGGCACGGGAUCGCUUUGAUCGAGUUGCAGAUCUUCCAUCACGAUCUCCGGUCACUGACUCAGGCCCUGGAAAGUCAUUGUGCAUGGCACUGAGUCUAAAUCGUACUAUAGUAAAUUACC